Molecule: messenger RNA, 3833 nt
Organism: Zootoca vivipara (common lizard)
Lineage: Eukaryota; Metazoa; Chordata; Lepidosauria; Squamata; Lacertidae
Product: retinol dehydrogenase 16
Biological process (GO): steroid metabolic process
Cellular component (GO): intracellular membrane-bounded organelle
Molecular function (GO): oxidoreductase activity
Source: RefSeq, a predicted model, not a curated record
CCACUGCAACCAGACUUACUCCACCGCCAAACUUACAAAACCCUUUCCCACUCCCCUCCCUUUGCUGUUUUUCGUUCCGGGCUAGAAAUGGGCGGGCCUUGGCUGCGCUUGCCUCCCCAUGAAGCCGUCUUGGCUGGAAAGAGUUCCGGAUUUCUCUACAAGUGCUAAGCGGAGAAACAGCGGGUAAGUGCUGCGAGCUGCCUCGAGCUGUUUCACCUGCUUAUCGGGAAGCGCUCCAAGCAGUCUUUGGCCAUGUGGCUCUAUGUGGCGGCUCUUCUGGGUCUCUAUUUCCUUUUCCGAUGGUACCGUGAGCAGCAAAUCUUGGGUAACCUGACGGAGAAGUAUGUUUUCAUCACUGGCUGCGAUUCCGGGUUUGGAAACUUGUUGGCCAGGAAACUGGAUGCUCGGGGAAUCCGUGUCCUGGCAGCUUGCCUCACGCAGCAGGGGGCAGAAAAGCUGAAAGAAGCCACAUCGGAACGGCUGCAGACUACCCUCUUGGACGUGACCCAAACAGAAAGCGUGGCCAGAGCAGCAAAAUGGACAAAAGGCAUCGUGGGGGACAAAGGCCUUUGGGGAUUGGUGAACAAUGCUGGCAUUUCAGUCCCAACUGCCCCCAAUGAGUGGCUGACCAAGGAGGACUUCAAGAAGAUCAUAGACAUAAACUUGCUUGGUGUGGUUGAUGUAACCAUACACAUGUUACCUUUGAUGAGAAGAGCCAAGGGGAGGAUUGUCAAUGUUGCCAGCAUAAUGGGGAGGAUAUCCUUGUUCGGUGGUGGCUACUGUCCAUCAAAAUACGGGGUGGAGGCUUUCUCUGACAGCCUCAGGCUCGAGCUUGACGCCUUUGGAGUGAAGGUCUGUAUAAUAGAACCAGGCUACUUUCAAACGGCUAUCACAAAUGAGAAGAUAUUGACAGGCAACUUCAAUAGCCUCUGGAAGCGGCUCCCAGAGGAGACCCAGAAAGCAUAUGGGGAGCCUUACUUAAAUCAUAUGCUUGAUUCAACCAUUAAGAUGCAAAAAGACUGCAAUCCCAACCUCUCUCUGGUUACCGACUGCAUGGAGCAUGCUCUGACAUCUGUGUACCCCCACACUCGCUAUUCAGCCGGCUGGGAUGCCAAGCUGUUUUAUAUCCCUAUGAGCUACAUGCCAACAUGGCUGCCACACUGGAUAAUAACCCGCUCUUACCCCAAACCAGCACAGAGCUUUUAGAGUGAUUGUUAAGUGUGCGAGGGGCUGGAAAGUAGAACCCUUUUUUCAGUAAAAAAAAUAAAAAUGUUUAAAAGAGCCCUUUUAUUAUUGUUUGUGAGAUGCCUCCUUCUCUUGCUGCAAUGAAGCCUUGUUUCUGAACUAUAUCCAAAGCCAGGUUACACCUAGUUUCCUUUUCCAGUUAGCAGUAGGGGAUGCUGUACCAUCCCUCCUAGAGCUUCCUUAGCCAUUGUCUGUUUCCUCUCCCCAUCUCUUCUAUCAGGUACAGGUGUGGUGGUAGUAUCCUGGGCUCUGUCUCUCAAGAAAAUCCACCCUUGGGCCAAGUCAAACAAUUUCUUUAUCUAGCUUUAAGGCCCCUGGCAAAUGUCCCCUUCUAAGUCUUUGUAGCUUGAGAGAGAGAGAGAGAGAGGGUUGAAAAGCGAUAGCGAAAUCCACUGAAAAGUGUGGGAUGACAAAUGACUAGAUCCCUCCUCUUCAGAGAGGGGGGAAUUUGCGGGCGGGACCCACUCUACGCUGCGAUCAGGGGGCAGGUCCGGCCCCCUGCUCCACCUUUACCUGCCGCGCUCAGGGCUGGCCAAUAGGGCCAGCUGGGGGGUGGGGCUAACAGGACUUUAAAAAAGCGCGGCAGGCUCCAGAUCGCCCCUUUUCGCCCCUGCACCUCAUCGGAUCUCCCACCCACCCGCCCUUUAGGUCUUCCCUUAGUUAGGAUGUUCGCUUGACCUUGCUAUGGACUUCGGUUGGUCGCCUUUGGUUGCCCAAAGGAGUUUUUUAUCCAAUUGGCUAAUUGGCACCGGCCUCUUGGUUUUUUCGCCUACCUCGUAGCAAUUCGUCACAACUUCUUCGGUAUUUGGCGGUAGGCAUUGGAAUAUGGAGUUGUCUGGUGUGUUCGAGGACUGGUUGUGGCCAUCAUCCAACCCUCCUCUUAUAGGGGUAUCCCCUUAAAGGGAUCCGGCGGUCGUGGAUCCCGUCCUACGCCCUGCUGGUGGCUAGGGCCAUGGCACGACCCCGGUGGCACCAGGGGGAGCUUUCAGUUGUAUUUGCAUCAACAGGCUCCUCCCUUGGGGUGUUAACCUGAUAUGACUCCCCCCCCCCGCUGAGCGGGGUGGAGUCACGCUUGCUAGCGAGUCCAAUGCCUAAGCCAAUACCUCUCACUUGCUUUAACCAAUAAAGUUGUGGCCUUAUUCUACCCAUUAACCCUAAUACCAUGUGUCACUGUGUCUUUAUUUAUCGCAGGGGGCGGGUCCUCGAACCGCAAAUAAGAUGAUGUGUAAAUACCCCACAAACAAGCAGAAUAGGAUGAAUGGUGAAUCAAUGGGUUGUCUGGAGGAGCUCCCAACCUGCUGUUCUAUCAAAAAUCCUUUGGUGCAAGAUUCCUAUUGAAACCAUUUCUACGUUUGGAGCUUAUUGACUGGUUCUUUAAAGGCAAGGAAUUUAACCAUGCUUAAAUGGUGGUCACGCUGGGUCUGUCCUCCACAGUGUGAUUCCAGCUUCACAUCAUGCAUUCACAUACACUUGUGAGUGGUUAAGGUGCAUUACAACUGGUCAUUGUGCACAUUCACCGGGCCUCAUGGACAAUUCUGGAUAUAGAUAUAUAACUCCAACAGGCUGUGGGGAAAUCUGCAAAGGUUGACUGCAUUGUGUACAUUCUUUGAGCAAUAGGAACAUUAUCUAGUCAGUAUGCAUAGCCUGUAAUUAGCAUGCCUUUCCUUGCCUAAUUCUGCAAUUUACAGUCCUUGGGCUAAUUGUUGCCCACUGCCUAACCUUAUGUGGCCUACAACAUACUGGUCCAUGGAUCGGUCAAACAGCAGGAAAGGGAACUACAGAUAAAUAUCAACCUUUUAUGCAAUUCAGUUCCCUUUUCAUCUCUCUCAGCUGUUCCCCUGUCAGCUGAACUGCAGAAGGGGGCUUGCAAGCAGAGUUUUAAACCAUGGGUAGGCAAACUAAGGCCCGGGGGCCAGAUCCGGUCCAAUCACCUUCUAAAUCUGGCCCGUGGACGGUCCGGGAAUCAGCGUGUUUUUACAUGAGUAGAAUGUGUCCUUUUAUUUAAAAUGCAUCUCUGGGGUAUUUGCGGGGCAUAUGAAUGUGUUCAUUUCCCCCAAAAAAUAUAGUCCGGCCCCCCACAAGGUCUGAGGGACAGUGGACCGGUCCCCUGCUGAAAAAGUUUGCUGACUCGUUUUAAACUUUCCCUUCCCUCUCUCUCCCACAAGAGCACAUAUUUUGCAAUUCAGAGUGCAACCCACUAAGGCUUUUUCUUAAGCAAUCACAGUCACAAAUGAAACACCCAGUUAGAAUGAGUAUCAAGUAUGUAUCUUCUAAAACAUGGCUUGGUUAGGAACCAGGGAGUGAGGCCGCUUAUCAUGUUCUUGGCCGAACACACAUUCAGAGUCUUAUUGCAGUUACUACCCAGAAGCUAAGAGGAUCAUUAUACGCCUUUAUUAUACACUUUUAGGCGCCAGGAAAAAACGUUCCUCUGGUUAGGCAUUUGGUUGAUUUACAUCCUAUGCCCUUUUGAUUUUUUUUGAUUUUUUUGUGGAGGGGUAUGGGGGUACUGAUUGUAUUUUUAUUAGGUACUAGCUGACCCGGCCACACGUUGCUGUGGUUCUUUCCUGUGAUUCCCCCCACUCUUUCCA